AUGCGCCACCUGCUCGAAGCCCUCGCUGGCGCCGCCGGCGUGGCGGCCCAGUUCGACAGCGACCUGCACAUUCUGGGGCCGUCGCCGGACCUGCGUGAGAUUAUUCGCAAUAACGGAACCGCCAGGGAACUGCUGGACGGCAUCGGCAACCCCGACGCCAGCCGAUCGCUCGCCUUUAAGCCGUUUGAGUGGUACGACGGGGCCGGUGGCAGGCCGUCGGCGAACCUGUCGCAGGUGGAGUGGACAUGGACAAAGUCGCCCUCAAGGGCCAACCCCCCACGCCAGGGCUUCAACCGCACCGCCGUCUCGGAUCCGCACGUUGUUGUCACCUCCUUCGACCUCUCGUGGCCCGGCGGCGGCGACAUUUCCGCAGCCCUCGACGGCGGUGGCGGCGGCGAUAACUCGACGACGGCGAUGCCGCCCGCAGGUCCGCUGUGCGCCACCGCCCUGACGGGCAACGACAUGCGGCCCAACGCCAGCAACCUCCUCGGGCCCGACGACAUGGGCGUCGUCCACUGCGCCUCCGUCAUCGGCACCGACUGCCUCCAGGCCCUCAUGGCCUCCUCGCCGCGCGCCUCCUCCCCCUCCCUCCUCCUCCUCCUCCUCCUCCUCACGGACGCGCUGCCGCCGGCCCCGGACGGAGUGGGGGCCAGCUGCCGGCAGGCGGAGGCCCGGGGCGGCCAGUCCGACUUGCAGACCAUUGACUUGAACCCCGUCAACGCGACGGAGCGCCGGCGCCUGCGCAGCGGCGCCGCCUUCCUCUUGGCCGCCACCGCGGCGUUUGGCGGCGGGGCGGUGGCCGCGGGCGGCGGCGUCUACGACGACGUGGCGACGCAGCUGCGCGUGCUCGUGCUCGACGCCACGCGCGCGCGCGCCGGCCUCCCCGGCGGGCCCGUCCGGCCCGCGAACAUGCAGCCCGCGGUGCUGUGCAUGCGCGUCAACGCCGCCGCCUUGGCCGUCGAUGAGGAGGGGGCGGCGGCAGGCCCGGGGCGGAGGGUCUCGGGGCUGGCCAUGGCGACUGCGGGCAUGGCGGUGUUGCUGUCGUUGUUUUGACCACAUUAUGCAAAUGUGCCUCUAUAGAACAAUCCCUAGUUGUCGUACACUUUUAUUUUGCAUUGAUGAUCCUCCCG
Gaeumannomyces tritici R3-111a-1 is the source of this 1130-nucleotide messenger RNA. RefSeq lists its product as hypothetical. The transcript is spliced from 3 exons. NCBI's taxonomy places the organism in Eukaryota, Fungi, Ascomycota, Sordariomycetes, Magnaporthales, Magnaporthaceae. The record is from RefSeq and is a predicted model, not a curated record. Bases 1 to 1053 code for a protein of 350 amino acids.